AUGAUCGAUAAUAGUAGUAUUCAAGAAGUUAGAAGCGUAAUUGAUAGUCAAGAAUCCAUUUUUCAGGCAUUGUUAAAGGAAGAGAGGCGUGUUCCUGAUAAAAUAAUAACUAAAGUCUGUUGGGUGGAUAAUGAAGAUUUAUUAGUUUGA
Diversispora eburnea is the source of this 150-nucleotide messenger RNA. The record is from the annotation of a GenBank genome assembly. Lineage: Eukaryota; Fungi; Glomeromycota; Glomeromycetes; Diversisporales; Diversisporaceae.